This is a messenger RNA of Fusarium coffeatum, 4419 nucleotides long. RefSeq lists its product as uncharacterized. The record is from RefSeq and is a predicted model, not a curated record. Bases 1 to 4419 code for a protein of 1472 amino acids. The transcript has a single exon. Lineage: Eukaryota; Fungi; Ascomycota; Sordariomycetes; Hypocreales; Nectriaceae. Gene Ontology annotation, molecular function: metal ion binding.
AUGCAGUCUUGGUCAAACAAUGGCCAAAACGGCGCUGAUGAGGCACCGCAUCAAUGGCAUAACAACUAUGGUUUCUCUGCACAAAAUGGCCAAUUUGACCCCAAUCAAGGCUGGUCGCAGCCUGUGAAUGAUCAAGCUGCCUAUUCUCAAAUUAACCCACAAGAUGCUUCCGCCUCAAACUUUUUCGACAAUGACCAAGGCCACUCCUUCCUUUCUGGACCUCUGCAUGGCUCUCAACAGGACCAGGCAGGCUACCACCCUGGCCACGACUCGCUGUCAAUGAACCAGCAGUUUUCACAACAGACACCAGAUGUAAUGGAUACAGAUUUCAGUAGCAUGCAUCCUGAUAUCUAUGGUCAGCACGGGAAGAUGAACCUCGAUAAUGCUAUGGCUGGUAUGGGUCAACUUUCGGGCCAUCCUCAUUCCUCUAAUUUCCCGUACUCUAUGGCACCACCUAGCGAGUCAUCCUUCGAAUCUCCUAUCCAGCAAUUUUCUCAGCCUCAUGUGAUGCCUCAGCCAACAAGUCGGCAACAAAGUCAUACACCGGUGCAACAAUUCGAGGCCAUGCCCCCUGCCUUCGCCCAGGGCCAUCAGGGCCAUAGCUUUAGUCGACCACCCCAGCAGUCUCCUGUUCAGAACCAGCAGCAAUACAACCAGCCUGCUUUUUCGCCGCCAGUUAAUGGCCAGACUCCCCAGCCUCGACCGAACGACCAACUUAACUUUCGUCAACAGCCUCCGCAACAGCACCAACAGCAGCAGCAUGCUCAGCAACAACCGCAGCCUAUCCAACCUCAUCCUCAGCCACAUUUCGCCCCCAAACAGCCUAUCGCAUACCCUCAAACUUCACAGCCUUUGUCUGCUCAAAACUUUCAGCAACAGAUGCACCAGCAACAGCCACACUUCAUAGCUAAUGCUUCGUCGCCACCCGCUGCCAACAACCCAUAUCUGGUUCCUCAGCCUGUUAACGGUCAAGAAACGGGUAUUGCCCCACAGGUUACGAAUGAGGCUUCUGUUAAGAAAAGGAAGCGGGUCGUGAAGAGUGCUCCUGAUACCCCGACGCCUGAGCCUGCUGCGACAUACAUCGACUCACCUGUGGGUUCUCCUGCCGUGAAGAAGGUGGACGAUAUCGAUAGCUUGCAGGCUCCCACUCCUACUCCUGAGGAGGCUCAGUUGAUCGCCCAGUUUAACAAGCGCACCAAGGCUGCCCAAGCCAAACAUCCCGCAAUCAAGGGUCUUCCCCAUCUGAUCUACGAAGGGACAGCCAAGCUUCCUGCCCCUAAGAGUUAUGAUAAGCUUGCUCCUCUAGUAGCCCAGCCAAACCGUAAUGGAAGACAGAUGGUCCCUGAACUUGGUUAUAGCCUCCCAUGUGAGGUCCAGGGCCGUUUCACAAGUCAGUAUCGUCCUUCACCUGACAAGGGAGGACUGGAUGAGAGGCGUUUGGAGGCUAAGGGACUAUUGGAUGACUUUGACCGUUCCAUGAAGAGCCUUGGAAAACGUCGGCCAAAGUACACAGAGUACCCACAUGCUUUCAAAGAGCAACUUAAAUCCGACGAAGCUUCCAAGAACAAGGCAGAGAAAAAGGCAAAAAAAGAGUUGGAGGGGGAUCGUGGUAGCAAGCCAGUAAGAGAUUUCCUUCAAAGCCAAAUGACAUGUGUAUCUAACGUUGCCCAGAUUCGUUCUGCUACUCGCCCAACAGACCCCGCUGAGGCAGCAGCCUGGGAAGCCAUUGGAAUAGUCCACAUCGAGCAAUCUAGUGCAAAAACAACCAAUAUCAUUGCAAGCCGUGUUCAGCAGGCAGGCGAGUAUUUCAUUAAGCUUCGAGGGGAAAUGAACCGUUCCAAGCAAGAACUCGACCAAGCUGUCAAGGACAAGGUAUCUGAGGACGCACUUGCCAGAGCGCGACACGAUUAUGAGCAAAAAAAGCAGAUUCUUCUACGUGCUUUGGACGCCACUAUUGAGCAUGCUGAUGAUGCUGUUUUGGAUAAUCUUGGAGGGCACCAAAAGCUAGUUUUAAGCUUGGUCAAUGCCCUGAUCAUGUGUAUCAAGGCAGGUGAUUUUACAGGAAAGCUUCCCAAGAUUGUUCUCGAAAUGUUUACCCAUUUUCCCAUGACGAAGAAGAUUGCCGAGACAACAAACUUCGAGACAGUUCGAAAGAGAUUUGCCGACAAGGGCGACGCCGAGGUCAAAGAGCUCGUGUCCGAGAUUACUGCCAAAGUGAAGAAGCUCAAGGCCAGCGAGCCUGAGGCAAGCACUGGGUAUACUGGUACCUCUGCCUCAAGCAGAGCCAAGGCCAAACCUGUCAUGGAAACGUCAGUCAAGCGUGCUCGUGACGAUGAAGCCGACACACGCACGGUGAAGAAGAUUGCCGUAGAAUCUGGCGGCGGUUCUCUUAUGAGGAAACUUGCCACACCCAAGAUUCAACUCCAAUCAGCAUCCAAAACCAGUGCCGCAAAAGCCGCUGCCUCUUCUAUUCUGUCGGGGAAACCAAGACCCGUGGCUAAGUCAGUCCCGAAACCCGAAGUCAAGCCAGAUGUCAAAACUGCAAGUGACGAGAAGGCCAAAAGCGAGUCGAAACCCCCACGAACCGAAACCAAACCAUCUACCUCUCGCAAUGGCACAACUACUGCCCCAACCCCAAGCGCAGCCUCAAGUGCUUUGUCUGGCAUUGCAUCACUCCUCGACUCGAUCAACGCUCCCAAGGCCGAGUUACCUGUUCAACCUAAGGAAACCAAUGGCCCCGAACCCUCUAAUGAAACACCCGAAGAGAAGGCUAAGCGUCUCCGUAAGGAGGCUCGCCGUAAGCUUCGGGUCACCUGGAAGCCGGAAAGCGAACUCGUCCAGGUCAAAGUCUUCCACAAGGAGGAUGCUGAAGAUGAAGGCAGAGAGCAGAACAUGAUUCGAGACGCUGCCGAUGACCGAUCCGAAGGAAUGGUCCUGAAGCAGCGCGCAGACGUGGACGAGGAGGAAGAUGAUGACGACGUUCCCUACCAGCCUUGGAUGGGACCAGUUGAGACAGAUCUUUCAAGACUACCAACCGAAGUCCGAAAUAAGAACUUUGUCAACAGAGGUGGAAACGUUACUUUCACCACCGAAGAAAAGGAGCGAAUCGCCGAAAGGGAGAGGAAGGAGCUUAUGGCUAUAUACACCGACCCAGCUGACAUUCCACCAACGCCCAAGUCGCCGCCGCCUGAGACGGCAGGCGCCAACCAGCAAAAGACGCAGUACUUGCCAGAUGGCGCCAAGUUUCAGGAAAUCCAAGCCAGGUGGCGUGACGAGCAGCAGAUGGGAGCUGAUCGUGCACUCUACUCGGCGUUGCAGCGCAUCGAUGCCAAAAAUAACCCAGCAAACCGUCUCGACUCGAUCUUGGGUAACCUUCGAGGUGCCCCUGUGGCGUCACAAUCUUCAUCUCAUCAGCGCACUUCUCACGUUGUAAAUAUGGCUAACGACACUUUGCCCAUUGUCGCGGGUCCUGCUGUAAUAGAGCAGAUAAUUACCAUUCUCAAGUCCGACAAGGCUAAGAAUUGGCGAGACCCUAACCAGACUGCAAGUGAUGUGUGGCGAUCUUUCCAUUACUCUGACCUGCCCACUCGUCUCUGUGGAGGCGCCAUCGAAGGAGUGGCCAAGUCUCUGGCCGGCCUGCCAUUUCCCGCUAAUUCACCUCCUGAAUGGAUUUUGCAUGAUCAUGAGAAGGUUCGUGAAUGGCAAAUCGGCUACAACAAGGAACUGGCAGCUCGACAAAAGAAGGACGAGGAAGACCGUGCACGAGCAGAAGCAGAGGCAAAUGCCUUGUUAUCGGCGGUGUCUGGUGCAUCGUCCGGUCAAGCUCCUGCGAACCCUCAAGACUGGAGUGCCUUUUACGCUCAGCAACAGGCCUAUGCCCCUUACAUGGCUCUGCUGCAGCAGAUGAAUGGUGGACAGCAGCCGGCUCAGCCUCAGACAGGCGCUGCACCCUCACAGCAGCAGCCACAAAUUCCUGAGAACCAACUCCAAUCGAUUUUGGCAGCCAUUAAUCAGCCAUCGCAGGCUCCGGCCCAACAAGCUUCAGCCUCGAAUGCGGCUCCUUAUUUUAACCCCAACGACCCAUCGUACCAGCAAUAUAUGAUGCUGAGCCAGAUGGCACAAGGUCAACAGGCUCCACCACCGCCCCCGCCUGCCGCAGAGCGAGAGUGGGAGCGAGAGAGAGAUCACGGUCGAGAUCGUGACCAAGAUAGAAGCUGGGAUCGUGAUCGUACACAUGACCGUGAUCACGACCACCACGGAAGCAGAGGCGACCGUGAUAGCAAAGACGGACGGAAAAAGAGAGGUACUCUGCCAGUCCAUAAGCCCGCCAACAAGGCGCUUAUCGGCACCAAGCCUUGUACCUUCUGGCAGCAGGGCAAGUGUGCUAGAGGCGACAAGUGUACAUUCCGACAUGACUAA